Aspergillus pseudoviridinutans is the source of this 1050-nucleotide messenger RNA. Its product is annotated as glycoside hydrolase family 16 protein. The record is from RefSeq and is a predicted model, not a curated record. Gene Ontology annotation, biological process: glucan catabolic process. The transcript is spliced from 3 exons. NCBI's taxonomy places the organism in Eukaryota, Fungi, Ascomycota, Eurotiomycetes, Eurotiales, Aspergillaceae. Gene Ontology annotation, molecular function: hydrolase activity, hydrolyzing O-glycosyl compounds. Bases 1 to 1050 code for a protein of 349 amino acids.
AUGUACAUCCGGUCGACCCUCCUCCCCAUCCUGGGCCUCGCAGCCACCGGCAUGGCCGCCUACGUCCUCGAAGACGACUACGGCACCUCGACCUCCUUCUUCGACAAAUUCUCUUUCUUCACAGCCGCCGACCCAACCGGAGGCUUCGUCUCGUACGUCGACCGCACCACCGCGCAGAACGCCGGCCUGAUCGCUGCCGACGGCACCGUAUACAUGGGCGUAGACCAUACCCACGUCGCCAGCAGCAGCGGCCGGCAGAGCGUCCGCCUCACCAGCACGAAGAGCUACACGCACGGCCUCGUAAUCUUGGAUCUGGGGCACAUGCCAGGCGGCAUCUGCGGCACCUGGCCUGCCUUCUGGAUGGUCGGCCCCGACUGGCCCUCCAACGGCGAGAUCGACAUCAUCGAGGGCGUCAACACCCAAACCACCAACCAGAUGACCCUCCACACCACGGACGGCUGCACCAUCGCCAACGGCGGCUUCACCGGCACCCUCCUGACGAGCAACUGCUACGACAACGCCCCCGGCCAAUCCACCAACGCAGGCUGCGGCAUCGCUGCCACCUCGAGCCUGACCUACGGGAAGGCGUUCAACAACGCCGGCGGCGGCGUCUACGCAACCGAGUGGACCUCCGCCGGCAUCAGCAUCUGGUUCUUCCCUCGCGGAUCUACGCCCCUGGACAUCAGAAACGGCAAGCCCAACCCGGCGAACUGGGGAACGCCGCUCGCCARGUUUGCCCCGGGCAGCUGUGACUUUGAUUCCCAUUUCAGCGAGAUGCAGAUUGUAUUCGAUACGACGUUCUGCGGCGGCUGGGCAAGCGCUGUCUGGGGAUCAGGCAGCUGUGCGUCCGUGGCGUCCUCCUGCCAGAAUUUCGUCGCGAAUAACCCCUCUGCGUUUACGGAGGCGUACUGGCUCAUCAAUUCGCUCAAGGUGUAUCGGGAUGCUUCUAGUGCGAACGUGGUAAGGAUGAAUGCGACUGAGCAUCUGCACGCGCAGUUGCCCUUGGAGGGUCGCAGGCGCCGUUCUGUUCGGCAUGGUCGUGGCGUUUGA